Molecule: messenger RNA, 1912 nt
Organism: Drosophila hydei
Lineage: Eukaryota; Metazoa; Arthropoda; Insecta; Diptera; Drosophilidae
Gene: Hr3
Product: probable nuclear hormone receptor HR3
Exons: 8
Coding region: 245-1777 (510 amino acids)
Biological process (GO): regulation of transcription by RNA polymerase II
Cellular component (GO): nucleus
Molecular function (GO): nuclear receptor activity; RNA polymerase II cis-regulatory region sequence-specific DNA binding; zinc ion binding
Source: RefSeq, a predicted model, not a curated record
UAUAUUUAAAUUGUAUUUAAAUACAAUUAAAUACAGUUACAAUUACACACACACGCACACAACUUGGCUAUGUAGCUGUUGCGCGCGCGCGUGUGUGUGUGUGUGCGCGUGCGUGCGUCGCCUGUGCUACGCUUGAGUCUACAAUUGCAACAAUAAACAACAAACAAUAAUAAUAAUCAUAGCAAUAAUAGCAAAGAACAUACGAGUUUCGUGGGUGGCAGGCGCUUAGACGUUUAUUUUAAUUAUGUAUACGCAACGUAUGUUUGACAUGUGGAGCAGCGUCACUUCGAAACUGGAAGCACACGCAAAUACCCUGGGUCAAAGCAACGUCCAAUCGCCAGCGGGACAGAACAACUCGAGCGGUUCAAUCAAAGCUCAAAUUGAAAUAAUUCCAUGCAAAGUCUGUGGGGACAAAUCAUCGGGCGUGCAUUACGGCGUUAUCACCUGUGAGGGCUGCAAGGGCUUCUUUCGGCGAUCGCAGAGCUCCGUGGUGAACUAUCAGUGUCCGCGCAACAAGCAAUGCGUAGUGGAUCGGGUCAAUAGGAAUCGCUGUCAAUACUGUAGACUGCAAAAGUGCCUAAAAUUGGGAAUGAGUCGUGAUGCUGUAAAAUUCGGCAGAAUGUCCAAGAAGCAGCGCGAGAAAGUGGAGGACGAGGUGCGCUUCCAUCGGGCUCAGAUGCGAGCACAGAGCGAUGCGGCACCCGAUAGUUCGGUUUACGAUACACAGACGCCCUCGAGCAGCGAUCAGCUGCAGCACAAUAAUUACAACAGCUACAGCGGCGGCUACUCAAACAACGAGGUCGGCUACGGCAGUCCCUACGGCUACUCGGCCUCGGUGACGCCCCAGCAGACAAUGCAAUACGAUAUAUCGGCCGAUUACGUGGACAGCACCACAUACGAGCCGCGCAGUACAAUGAUCGAUCCCGAAUUUAUUAGUCAUGGUAUGUGCCUAGACGUGGGUAUUACUUCAACACUUCUCUUCACUAAAGUUUCCUCUUCUAUUUCCUCAGCGGAUGGCGAUAUCAACGAUGUGCUGAUCAAAACCCUGGCGGAGGCGCAUGCAAACACAAAUACCAAACUGGAAUCCGUGCAUGACAUGUUCCGAAAGCCUCAGGAUCUAGCACGCAUACUCUAUUACAAAAAUCUGGGUCAAGAGGAUCUCUGGCUGGACUGCGCCGAGAAGCUGACACAAAUGAUACAGAACAUAAUCGAAUUUGCAAAGCUAAUACCGGGCUUUAUGCGCCUCAGUCAGGAUGAUCAGAUAUUAUUGCUGAAGACGGGCUCGUUUGAGCUGGCGAUUGUUCGCAUGUCCAGAUUGCUCGAUCUCUCACAGAACGCUGUGCUCUAUGGGGAUGUGAUGCUGCCCCAGGAGGCGUUCUACACAUCCGAUUCGGAUGAGAUGCGUCUGGUGUCGCGCAUUUUCCAAACGGCUAAAUCGAUAGCCGAACUAAAACUGACUGAAACCGAACUGGCGCUAUAUCAGAGUCUCGUGCUGCUCUGGCCAGAACGCAAUGGAGUGCGCGGCAAUACGGAAAUACAGAGGCUUUUCAAUCUGAGCAUGAAUGCAAUACGGCAGGAGCUGGAAACGAAUCAUCAGCCGCUCAAGGGCGAUGUGACCGUGCUGGACACGCUUCUCAAUAAUAUACCCAAUUUCCGCGAUAUUUCGAUUUUGCACAUGGAAGCGUUGAGCAAAUUCAAGCAACAGCAUCCGAAUGUUGUAUUCCCAGCGCUAUAUAAGGAGCUAUUCUCAAUAGAUUCACAGCAGGAUCUAACAUAACCAGAGCCGAUAUUUAUGGAUACGUCAGCCGCAAGUGUGGCAGAUGCGGCUGCCGGCUGUCCGCUACAAAUAUUGGCAACGGCAACGGCGACGGCAACGGCGACAACGCCCGAGCAGCAGCAGCAGCAGCUCCAG